This is a messenger RNA of Amoebophrya sp. A25, 1880 nucleotides long. The record is from the annotation of a GenBank genome assembly. NCBI's taxonomy places the organism in Eukaryota, Dinophyceae, Syndiniales, Amoebophryaceae.
AGGUCGUGGGCGACGAUUUUGGGUUGUAGGUACAUUUCCAACAUGCAUAAAUUUGCUAGUAUGGCAUCUUCAGUUUGUUAGUUUCAUGUGCGCCGGACACCGGUGACUAGAAAAAGAUGAAAAUGAGCGCUCCGAGACAACGACAACAAGUAAAACCGACAUGAAGUUGAUGAGGCAAACAGGAGAAGAGUUAUCUUCUCCUUCGGAUGGGAUACCAGAAAAGCAAUGCGCUUGUACCGGUAUCAGACAAUGUGCACACUGCUCAGAUCCGAAGCUUAGGGCUCUAUGGAGACUCCAUCCGCCACGGGACUGGAGUGACAAUAUAGACCUCGCGCUAAGGCUAGACUGGAGCACGAGACUUGCUAGGCCCAUUAUACGAGAAGGUGUGGAUGUGGUGGAGGCAGAGACCUCAUACACCCUGAAAGAUUUAGGUUUGGACGACAAUUUGCGUCUCUGGCACGACUUUGUGUGCCAAGAAGAGCAGGACGAAUUGCUCGGGGUUCUGCACCAAGAGGAAAGUGAUAGAUUCGGGUGGGCAGCUUCUCAAAGUGGAAGGCGGAAGCUUGACUAUGGACCGAAAAUCAAUUACAAGUACGAGAAAAUCGUAGUAAAAAGCUUCGGAUGUCCGCCACAGCAGUUGAGGGAGACUAAGGCGUUUAAGAAGUUGCAGGAGUUGUUUCAAGAAUGCGAAUCAUGUGCAUCGCGCAGCAGUAGAGAAGAUGAGUCCACUUCUACUUCCUCAUUCUCGACGUCUUCGGUCUACGCUUCCAAGACAACAUCCCGCGAACAACAUUUGAAGGAUUGCCUGAUGGCUAGCCUUACCGGGAAUCUACCUCCGACUAGUAGUACAUUGCCAACAUGCAGCGAUGGAGAAGAGAGAGCUCAGCAUGUUCCUGAUCAUGCCAUCGCAGCUUCGUCCUCUUCAUCUUCCACUUCUCCAAUCAGCACCUCUACAACUAGAAGUAAAGCACCUCUACUUCCUAGUCUCUGUCGCACGGGAACCUUUUCUGAGCUAGAGCCUUACCCCUUUCGUCCCGCAGGAUGGUUUUUUCAGGGCUAUGAGGCAGAUGCGGGGAGCAACUUUGACCCUCACAUAGACCACGGCUGGAUAUGGGGAGAUAGGAUCUAUGAUUUGAACCUAAUUUCCGAUUCCGUCUUAACGUUCUUCUCGCCACCUAUGAUUGUGUUACCAGAACAACAUCAACUUCCCCAAGAAGCAGAAAGCGAGUCAAAAAAAGUUAGAAUCCGUCUUGACGUCCCUCUUCCUAAACGAGCUUUGUUGGUCUUCUGCGGUUCAUCAAGAUACGAAUGGGAGCAUGCUGUGUUACCAGGUACGUUUGGGAAGGGUGCGCGUGUGAGCCUUACAGUACGCGAAUUGCAGUGGAAUUGGCAAGAAACGGUUCUAGGCCAAACGUGUCUCACCCUAGCAAACGAAUGCAGUCAAGAGGAACAGAGGGCAUUCAAGUUGGAGUUAGAUGAAAAGGAGCGCGAUGAACACGAAGAAUGUCGUGAUGCUCCUAAAAAUCGGGUACAACGGAAAGGAAGGAAAAUGCCGCCGCCUCGUCAAGGGCAACAUUUCCUGACAUCGUUUAACGACGACAUGAUGAUGAAAGUCAAAGUGACCUCCAAUGGUGGAGCUUGAACAGAAUGUCAUCGAUUUCUAGUUACCAAUUUCCUCCAUUUUUACCCAUGUCCACUCGCACUUUUCAAUGCCUAUAAUUUGGGGCUUAAGAACCUCGUCUAAGAUCUUCAAGAGAUCUCAUUUCUUCAAACGAUACGAACAUCACCCGCGUGAUACUGAAAGAGCCAUCGCGCAUGAUGGAAAAAGUUAAAGUGUUUGAGGAUACUGAUAUUGUCUUUGGAAGUAUCAUGUAACUAGU